Messenger RNA from Sphaeroforma arctica JP610, 355 nucleotides. RefSeq lists its product as hypothetical. The record is from RefSeq and is a predicted model, not a curated record. Lineage: Eukaryota; Ichthyosporea; Ichthyophonida. The annotation marks the transcript as partial. The transcript has a single exon.
AAAGCCCAUGUUCGCACAUGAUUGAAGAUAGUGCUCUUGCAAUGAUUGCCGCUGAUUUCAUAGCUCAUAUAAAACUUACACUCUCAGCAAUAAAAGUCUCGGCUGUACAAACUACCGGAGAAUCAACAGAUAUAGACAUAGUUGCGUACGAUAACAGAUAUACUCUCGUAGCGCAAUACCACACGGUGGGAUACUACACAGUUGAAGAACCGAUGAACAAACCACAAUUAGUCGGUCACAUAUGGUCACGUCAGAAAGAGUAUGCAAACCAAUACAUUGAAGGGUAUAUGAGAAGAGUUAUCACCCAAUACAAUCAGUAGCAACUAUUUUUGAGCCCUUGUGCUGUGACUUCGAU